AUGGGCAGGAACCAGCUGGGGCUGGGAGGGUUAGGUGGCUGCCGGUCUCUCCAGGAACCAACGAGGAGGCGCUCCGCCGAGUGGUCUCUGCAAGAGCCUGACGCCCGCCCUUUCCUGCCCGCCGUGACCGCGGAGUCCCCCAAAUUCCUGGGAGGAACCCCCCCAGGGCUCCCUGAGCGGGUCCUCAGACUGAGAGAGCGGGCUGGAAUUCAGCUGGGCCCCAAGGCCCUGAGCUGGGGCGGCGCCGGCCUGAAGGUUCCAGCCUCCGAGUGGCGCAGAGCUCUGCUCGCGCACCUUAGGCCAGAGGAGGAAGGACCGGAGCGCAGCACUGGGACCCCGGAGCCAGAGCCUCGGGUUCGCUCUCCGCUGGGCUGCUUCGAGAACCUAGAUUCGAAAAGAGCUUCCGGAGGUCACGUCUAUGCACUUCUCCACCACUACCCCCUAAGUCGUCGGGGGGAUAAAAGGGGAGGAGAGGGGUUCGCCGCAAAUUGGCCUGGCGAGGAAGAUAAAUAUAAUACUCCAGUGGAACGAAGAUCUGGACCGAGGGCUGAUGGCGCCGCAGCCUUGCUCCCGGGAGUCCUGGCCGCCCUGUUUUUUCACUAUUCGAGAUCGCUCGCUGCUCUCCUAGCCUUCCUCCUGAGUCUCUCAGCCGCUGGACCGAUACAUUUGCCUAUACCCUGGCCCAAUUCCAGGCGACUCCGGGUCCCGGCGCUCUCACACGCAGCCCCGAACUCCCCAACCCCGAAGGCCCGACGCCCCAGGCAUCUGGAAGCCAGAGGCUCGGUUGAGUGGUUAAAGCCGAGCAGACCGGCGGGUUUCCCUGAAAUGGCGAGCUUCUACCGGAAGGGGGCGCCCUUGUCUUUUUAAUAGGCCAAACACACUGGUAGCGAAAUAAAUCUCUAAAAUCCCAAAUCUUUUGUUUGUUCUAAAAUUAUUGAGAGAGAAUAAUAGAAGA
Molecule: messenger RNA, 955 nt
Organism: Balaenoptera acutorostrata (minke whale)
Lineage: Eukaryota; Metazoa; Chordata; Mammalia; Artiodactyla; Balaenopteridae
Gene: PRAC2
Product: PRAC2 small nuclear protein
Exons: 5
Coding region: 1-867 (288 amino acids)
Source: RefSeq, a predicted model, not a curated record